Messenger RNA from Lagopus muta (rock ptarmigan), 4309 nucleotides. It is a transcript of the gene LARP6, whose product is annotated as La ribonucleoprotein 6, translational regulator. Gene Ontology annotation, cellular component: nucleus. The transcript has 3 exons. NCBI's taxonomy places the organism in Eukaryota, Metazoa, Chordata, Aves, Galliformes, Phasianidae. The coding region runs from base 1906 to 3027 and encodes 373 amino acids. Gene Ontology annotation, biological process: RNA processing. The record is from RefSeq and is a predicted model, not a curated record. Gene Ontology annotation, molecular function: mRNA binding.
AAAGGGCCAGAGUGGCUCGGUUUGGUGGUUGUGAUGGUUGUUGUUCUCACUGUGCUUGGCAGAGCACCGUACGGAUGUUCUGCAGUAGAGUAGAUAUGCCCCAGCAGAUAUUUCUGGGGCUUUGGACCCGAGUUGCACAGAGGUGAAAUAACGACCGCCUUAUAACCUACUCUAUGCCUCACUGUUUGAUAACGCCAAUAGUGCUUUCUGUGCUGAAGUGCUAAAAUCAGCACAGCACGACCUGUGGCAAUGCACCGUGUGAGCAUCCUUCCUUAGCAAGGUCUUCAGAACACACGUCUUGAGUUUGAACGGUAAGAAAUUCAGAGCUUGCCCUCAGAAAAGCAGUGCGUGUAUAGAUGCUCUUGGGUACAACACUGAGGCCAAUUUGUGCAAACUCAUUAAUAGAAGGAUUUUUGUUAUUUUUAAUGAUGCAUAAGUUGACAAAAUGAGGAGAAGUAAGGCUGCUCCUGAAGGAGGCCUGGUUCCACUUCAAAGCUUUCUCAGUUACCUGGUUUUGGAAUGCACACUCUGCUCUGCACUUACUAGGUGGUGUGAGUCCUGCUGGAAGUGGCGCAGAGCACUGUGAGCUGAGCUGGUGUAUAGAUCAUGUGUUUAUUAUGUUGCCACAUAGUGCAAUAUCAUCUUUCUUCUCUAGAUUCAGCAAAAGCGUGUCAAAAUGAUUCCAUUUACAUUAAUAUAUUGUGUGUGAGUUUUGAUAUUUUAGAUCCCAAAUUUAUGCAGAUAUGUAACUACUUUUUUUCACAGUGUUGACUGACAUUGAUUCAUAACCUAAUUAACCUUCAGAGUCAUACCCUCUAGAGGUGGUACCACUUGGUCAUUACUAGGAGUUAACGUGCAGCUAAUUACAAAUUUCUGCAUUUGCAGGAAGGGGAACUCCCAAUAAAAUACUUAGUCACAGCUACUAUAAGAGCUCUAAAGAUUUUGUGAAAGCUGAGCUGUCUGCCAAAUACAGAAAUGGUUUACAGCUCAAAGUGUGAGCGAUGUUUAAUGUUUUACAUAGGUAAAAUGAGAUGUAUCACCCUGACUCCAUGUGUUAACACCUCAGUAAGAACAGAACUGAUGCAGUCCAUUUUUUUUCCAAGCAUGAUGCUGCAUUUUCUUUCCAUCUGAAGCUUCAAAAUGCCUGCAAAUUUCUGUACUAGUAAAAUCUGUAAAAGUUGUAAGCUCCAUCCUGAAUUCAAGGUUAGCUCUACUUAGCAAAGUGUGGAUAUGUUAAAGUUCUGACAUACAUGAUUUCUUCUGCACAUACUACUCACAACAGGUAGUGAAUGGAAAACGAGAGGCUGUGGGCUGAGAGAAUGAAAAAAAAUCACUUUAUCUUGUUUUCCUUCCUUCUCAAAUCAGCAACAACUGUAGGCCACUGAAGUUUUUUUACUUUCUUAAUAACAACUUCAUCUGCAAUCCUCCACUUCCAACACCUUCUGAUGACUGAAAUUCGGGUUCUUUUGCCCUCACUCUUCUCACGGAGAUUUCUAGGAUUGUGUGACAGACUGCCUGUGCGUAGCUGUUGCGCAGGGGAAGAGCCAUAAAUAAAUAGCUAGCUUCCAGAAGCCUGCAGUAACCGGUCACAUCUGGGAGCGCAGUGUGUUCCCUGUGCAGAACCCGCUGACCGGAGCAGUGUGGGCUCUGCUGCCAACCCAAAGGCGUGGGCAGCCCAGCAGCACACAGCACAUCAGCCUGCAGUAGGACCAAGCUCUCCAGUUUGUGCCCACAAGAAAUGGCUGCACGGUGAGUGGUGGGGAAAAUGAUGAUGACUCAGACCAGAACUGGAAACCACCAGAAAAUGACCUGAUCCAGAAGUUGAUAGCACAAAUUGAAUAUUAUUUCUCAGAUGAGAACCUUGAGAAAGAUGCCUUCCUUCUGAAGCAUGUGAGAAGAAAUAAGAUGGGCUAUGUCAGUGUUAAACUCCUCACUUCUUUUAAGAAAGUGAAACACCUUACCCGUGACUGGAGAACCACAGCCCAUGCACUGAAGUACUCAGACAUGCUUGAGCUCAACGACGAUAACAGAAAGGUUAGAAGAAAUACACCAGUUCCAGUGUUUCCAAGUGAAAACCUCCCUACCAGGAUGUUACUCGUGUAUGAUAUCCACAUGAUUUCUGAACUGCAGGGUCUUAAUAAACAAGAAAAUGGAUGUAUACAAGAAAAAGUAAUGGAGUAUCUCCUCAAAGCUUUUGUAACUUUUGGUGUAAUUUCAUCAGUUCGUAUUCUCAAGCCUGGUAGGGAUCUGCCACCUGAUAUCAGGAGGUUCAGCAGUCGGUAUACACAAAUGGGAACACAAGAAUGUGCAAUUAUAGAGUUUGAAGAAGUAGAUGCUGCUGUAAAGGCUCAUGAAUUCAUGUGUGCUGAAAAGAAAGAGAUUGGCAUGAAAGUUGUCCUAAUUGGCAUGAAACCUCCAAAGAAAAAGGUUCCUAAAGACAAGAACCGUGAUGAAGAUAGCAAGAGUCUUAAAAAGGUUAGAUCCCUUAAUAAGAGAGUUGAGGAACUUCAGUUUACUGGUGAUGAAUCAUCAGCAAAUAGCUCUUCUGAGCCAGAGAGUAAUCCUACAUCACCUCUGUCAGGACGCAGAAGUACUGCAACAAGUACUACAAAUAAGUUGAGUCCCAUCAUUCACCCAAACAACCAUCUGAGCCCUAACGUAUCACCCAGAUCAAGUCCUUGGAACAGUCCGUCCUCUCUAAGAAAAGUGACCAAAAAGUCUCCACUGGCUGAAGAUGGCAAACUUAACCCAAGUACUAGUCCUGAAAUUCCAAGAAAAUGUACAGAUUAUUCUUCAGAUAGCAGUAUUACACCUUCUGGUAGUCCCUGGGUACAGAGAAGAAAAGCUCAAACUAUAACACAAGAGAAGAGUCCGGUCAGUAGCCCCAUGUUAGUUCGGAAAAUACAAAAUGCAGAUGGUCUACCUGUAGGGGUGCUGCGGCUGCCUAGAGGUCCUGAUGGCACUAAAGGAUUCCACAGUGGCUGUGAAAGAGGGAAAGCUAUGAAGAAUGAAUAUAUCCAGCUUUAAAAAAUAACUUCACAAGUCAGUCAAGUUCUUUUGUUCAAGCCUGGUGAAAGACUGUCACUUAAGUGACUGAAUUGAGUCAGUAUUUAAUUUUUAAACAUUUUAUAUUCAUAUGGAGACUUUAUCAUUUGUAUAUUUGUAUUUUCACUCCGUAGAAUCACAGAAUAGUUAAGAUUGGAAGGCAUUGCUGGAGAUGGUCCAGCGCACCUCUUCUGUUCAAACAGGGUCAGCUGCACCAGGUCACUGAGCACCGUGGUUGGGUUCUGAGCAUCUGCAAGCUCUCUGGGUAACCCAUUCCAGUGUUCAAACACCCACACAAUAAAAUAGAAAUUGUUUCCUUAUGUUCAUAAAGAAUUUCCUGCGUUCAGUUUGUGCCCCUUUUCUUUUUACUAGAUAAUACUGGGGAGAGCCUGGCUACAUCUUCAUUCCUUCCCCUUGGAUACUUAAAUGCAUUGAUGAGAUCUGCCUGAGCCUUUUCCAGUCUAAACAGCUUCAUCUCUUUCGUCCUCUCAUGUGAGAGAUGCUCCAGUACUUUAACCAUUUAUGCACUUACCUUCUGCAGUACUCUUCUCUGCAUUUGUUCUGUGUUCAUUUGAAAUGCCUGAAUACUGAAGCAGGCAAGUAAGAUCAUUAACACAAUUACGUUAUUUGCAAACCUGAAAAGCAGUGUCAGUGUUUACUGUUUAGCAGUUGUAUUACAAUAAGCUUGGUAUGAAUUCCUCCUAAAUCCUAACAAACAUAAGUUUUGAAGACUUUCUGGGUUUGUCUCUAACUCUGAGAAAUGUGCUACAGUCAGCAGUUGCUCUCUGCACACAUCUCCUAAGUCACUUGUUUAAUAGGACCAAAGUGCUUGUUUUCUUGUGAUGUGAAGACUGAGCAUUGAAGACUGUUUUAUAAGUUUUAUCUCAUGUAAUCAGAUGGAAAUAAACUAAAUAUUAACUCAGUCUAAAUCUAUUUCUUUCACUUCAAAAGUGAGAAAUUCUAGGAAUAUUUACUCAGAAUUUACAGUGCAUUCAGUAAAGUGCCCUCUCCCCCCUACUAUCAUUUCAGUGGUAACACUUCACACUGUAAAUAAUUGCAGUAACACACUGCCAGAGACUGAUUUACAGAAAUCCAUUAGCUCUGUGUAUCACUGUUCAGCCACUCAAAUGUAUUUUCCUAAUAUUUUCCUUUGACUUCACACAAAUGGAAUCCUCCAAGUUGACUCCUGACUUUGCUUACUGGCAGAAGCAUUGUAAAAUACACAUUAUUUGUUAUAAACAUAUAAUAUAUAUAUAUAUAUAUA